UUUAUCGACGAAAAUGAAAAUUCAUUACUCUAUUUAUUUUUAUUUCUUCUAUCUCUGAGGUAAAUAAUAAAAUAUAAUAUAAUAAUAUGUAAAUCGUUUGUUACUAAAACAGCGCAAUUGGGCCUUACGUAUUAAAUGGGCCUAUUGUUUGGGCUUCAUGGGCCUCACUGUCUUGAAAUACUACAAUCUGCUGUAAACGGGGAUUUUGUUCCAGUUCGACGUCCGUACAUGGUCUCUCGUGAAUCACUCGUGAAGCUUUUCGAAUCCUGUAGAAGAGGGAAAUGCUUGAGCCAGCUGCAUUCCGUGACGAUCAGAGCAGGACUGACUGAUGAUAUUUUGGUUGCAUCGAAAUUGGCUGAGUUGUACUCGAAAUACACCUCGUUCCACAACGCUUGCAAGGUGUUCGCCGAAAUUCCUCAGAGGAGCGGCCAUGUCUGGAGCAGCAUUCUCAGGUGUUACCUCGAAGAGAAAAGGUAUAAGGAGAUUCUGCUUAUCUUUACUCAUAUGUUUCCGAAUCAGAAACCGGAUGCUUGCGCGACACGCGUCGCGCUACAAGCUUGCGCGGAGACGAAAGCAUUUGGUUUGGGGAAGACGAUACACGGCUUCGUGAAGAAGAAGAGUAAUUUCAGCAGCAAUUUGUUCAUUGGAGCGUGCUUGAUCAAAAUGUAUUCCAAAUUUGGGGAAAUGGAUGAUGCGCUGUGUGUGUUUCGAGAAUAUUCGAAUCCGGAUAAGGUCCUAUGGACGGCAGCCAUUGCAGGGUGCAAGCUGAACGGUGCACCAGCAAUGGCCAUCGAAUUAUUUGCACGAAUGGUAAGGACUAAAGAGGUUGGGGUUGUGCCUGAUUCGAUCACCCUCAGCAGCGUCGUAUCUGCCUGCACGCAGACGUCUGACUUGCGAUCAGGUAGGAGUGUUCAUGGCUAUAUGAUCCGGACGGGUAUGGACUAUGACGGCUUGUCUUUGUCGAAUUCGUUGCUGAGUUUAUAUGGGAAAACGGGUUCGGCGCGUUCUGCAGCCAAGUUAUUUGAGAAGAUGGAAGCUAAAGAUGUGAUAUCAUGGGGCUCGAUGGUCGCCUGCUACGCCCAUCACGGCAAUGCUUUGGAAGCUCUCGAUCUUUUUGAUGAUAUGGUGGCUAAAGGAAUCGAGCUCAAUGCCGUCGUUUUGAUCAGUGCAUUGCAAGCAUGUGAGGCUACAUGUGAUGUAGAGAGGGGUCGACGAAUACAUAAACUCGCUGUAAGGGAAGGGUUGGAAUUCGAUAUAUUGGUUGCCACCGCGCUGAUCGACAUGUACAUGAGCUGCUGUGUACCCGACGAUGCGAUUCAAGUGUUCAAUCGGAUGUCUGAGAUCGACGCAGUUUGCUUCUCUGCUCUGCUGCACGGAUGUGUUCGCAACGGUAGGGCAUAUAAAUCCCUUGUAGUGUUCCGGGAUAUGUUGGCCAAUGAUUUUCGACCCGAUGUUUUUGAUGCGGUGAAGGUUUUGACAGCAUGUUCGGAGGUAGGAGUUCUUCAACAAACGAGUUGCGUCCAUGGUUUCACGCUCAAGGGCAGCUUAAGUAACGAUCCCCACAUCAUCGUCUCAUUAAUAGAAUCUUAUUCAAAAUGCGGUAGCUUGGGCGACGCCAUUGUAGUGUUCGAACAUAAAAUAGACAGAGAUGUUGUUACCUGGAGUUCCAUGGUUGCGGCGUAUGGGCUUCAUGGGAAAGGCCUGGAGGCUCUGGAGCUAUUUCGUCAAAUGAUCGAGCAUUCUUCUGUUACACCGAAUGAUGUAUCUUUUGUUUCGAUUUUAUCUGCGUGCAGUCAUGCCGGUCUAGUUAGGCAAGGCAUCGACAUAUACAAUCUUAUGGUGAAGGACUAUAAACUGCAACCAAACACAAAGCAUUACGCGAUAGUAGUCGACCUUCUUGGCCGGGCCGGUGAGCUAGACAAGGCCAUGGCAUUUAUAGCUCAAAUGCCGGGGCCUGUCGAUGCCAACGUAUGGGGAGCAUUGCUUAAUGCUUGCCGUAUUUAUCACAACACGGAGAUGGGAGAAUUCGUAGCAAAGAAACUGCUCGAAUCAGAUCCUUGUGAGGUUAGUCAUUACAUAUUGUUGUCGAGCAUGUAUGCUGCAGACAAAAAUUGGGUCGAUGCAGCUCAAGUCCGAAACAAAGUCAGACACAAGGAAUUGAAGGUUGUCUCAGGCCAAAGUGUAGUAGAAAUAAGGGAUAGAAUCUGUACUUUCGUUGCCAAUGACAGAUCCCAUCAAGAUUUUGUGCAAAUACAUGAAAUGCUAACAUUACUAGAAGAGAAGAUGGUGUAUAACGAUACCCAUCAAUUUAAUUACCAUGCUUAGUAUGACCUGUAAAGCUGUAAAGAAUAAAUCUUGUCCUAGGGACUAUAACUAGCAUAUGAAAAAUCAUUUGAUCGAUAUAAAACACUCAAUACCCAAGGCAAAAUCUCAGAAAUCUUGGUGCUAGACAUCCUUACACAUCUUCUUUUCUUUGUAUCAGCUCGUGUACACUGAUUUUUAUUUGCAUAAUCGUGCAUUCCCACAAAAAACAUAGGGCAUAUAACUUUCCACCUUCUACAAUACUUAGCAAUGGCUUGUUUGUUUACC
This is a messenger RNA of Andrographis paniculata, 2589 nucleotides long. Its product is annotated as putative pentatricopeptide repeat-containing protein At3g01580. The transcript has a single exon. Lineage: Eukaryota; Viridiplantae; Streptophyta; Magnoliopsida; Lamiales; Acanthaceae. The record is from RefSeq and is a predicted model, not a curated record. Gene Ontology annotation, biological process: RNA modification. Gene Ontology annotation, molecular function: protein binding; RNA binding. Bases 136 to 2325 code for a protein of 729 amino acids.